AUGAAUGUUAACAAAAAGAGACUGGCAGAGAUUUUCGGUGUUGAUCCGCGCACAAUUGAACGCUGGCAGAUGCAAGGGCUUCCCCAUGUAUCUGGUGGCGGAAAAGGUGUGGAGGUGACUUUCGACUCUGCACAGGUGAUCGAAUGGUAUGUACAGAGGGAGAAGGAGAUCGAAAACGAAAAACUCCGCAGUGAGCUUGAUGAUUUACGUGCCGUUGGUGAAUCAGAUUUACAGCCAGGCACAACAGAAUACGAACGAUACCGUCUCACUAAAGCACAGGCUGACGGGCAGGAACUGAAGAACGCCAGGGAGACAGAAGAGGUUAUAGAUACCGGCUUUUGUAUGUAUGCACUGUCUAAACUGGCGCAACAGAUUUCAACCAUCAUGAAUAGCUUGCCCCUUACGAUGCAAAGGCAGUUUCCCGCGAUGACUCCGGCAAUGAUCGAUGGCCUGAGGAGGGAAACAGCACGCGCCUGUAAUGCGUGCGCUAAAACUGCCGAUAACCUGCCUCGCAUUCUGGGAGACUAUCUGAUGGAAACAACCGGAAACGUGCCGGAGAAGUUACGGCAGAAACCAGAGUAA
This is a messenger RNA of Cooperia oncophora, 582 nucleotides long. Lineage: Eukaryota; Metazoa; Nematoda; Chromadorea; Rhabditida; Trichostrongylidae. The record is from the annotation of a GenBank genome assembly.